Phalacrocorax carbo (great cormorant) is the source of this 3955-nucleotide messenger RNA. The record is from RefSeq and is a predicted model, not a curated record. NCBI's taxonomy places the organism in Eukaryota, Metazoa, Chordata, Aves, Suliformes, Phalacrocoracidae.
AAAGGCACUUUCCCUUAAAUUGUCCCAAUAAUCCCACGCGUGACGCGCCCAAGGGCGGGCCCGUGGCCGGGACCCCUCGUUGCCCCGUCGCCUCACGGCUUGCUGAGCCCGUUGGCGCCGGGUCAGACUUGCCCGUUAGCUCUGUGGGGCGCGGUUGUCCCUCCAUCCCUCCCUCCCCUGCCCGGGACGGGGCCCGGUUCCACGCUGAGCUGCUGUUCUGUCGUCUCUUUCAAUUCCAGCGUGCCCUCCAUCAACCUGACCAGCUGCAAGUACGAGAGCGGUAAGUCCGGGGUGCUGCAGGGGGUCCCUGCACAUCAGCCCACCGACGCAAGCUGCCUGGGUACCCGCUCAGCCAGGGAGGAGCGCUGGUGCCAAAUUUCUACCACGCAGUCACUUUUGGUUUGUGCAUUUAUUGGUUGCAAGCGACUCGGGCCUCUGCGGAAAGCCUGGAGUUGGUCCCGCUGUGGGCCGAGGUGCCCUCUGGCUUCAAGAGACACAAAAUGUGCAACAGCGGUGCCAGCCCUCGUGUCCCCCCCCGUACGGCUGCAUUUGCCGCACAUCUGCUGAAACUGGUGAGAAAGGUCUAGUUUGGGGCAGUCACAAUGCAAGACUGUGCCUGGGGAAACGAGGCAAGAGCUCUCAACUCUUUAACGUAAAGCUGGUGAUGGAACAGGCAUAUCAGUGCCUGGAACCUCUCCCUUUGCCGUUCAUCUCCAGUGACCUGCUCCAGGGAGCUGGGCCACCCUCCUGCCUUGGUGGUCUUUGCUGCCACAAGCUGUAUCUUAAAAGAAUAGACUCCUAUCAUUUGAUGGAUGUAAUUAGCCAAUUUGCUAACGACUGUUCUAGCAGCGCAACCGCGUUUGCGCUGUUGCAGGUCACAGCCUGGCCAGCUGCGCGAGGAGCACUGGUUUUGUGCAGAGGAGCAGGCGCUGCGUGUUUCACCCGGGGCCGUGCUCGGGCAGCGUGGGGACGGGAGGCGGAUGGGGAGGUGGUAUGGCAGCGCAGGUGCCCCGGGAACCAGGACCGUUUCACAAGGGUUCCUGGCGUGCGCUGGCUUUCAUCGCCUCCCCAGCCCUGCGAGAGGCCACAUUCAGAACUGGCACUAACACGAACCAUCCCAGCAGCGACCUUCUGCCCCAGAGCUUGUGUGUUCUGCUGCCAGGUAGCUUUUCAUUCCAAAGAUGAAACUCUUCAGAAGAUUUUUAUGUGCCCAUGUGGUGUCAGACCCAUGGCAGGUUCAAGCCUGCUGUAGUUCCGGGGGUGCUCUGGGACCCCACGGCAUGCAGACUUAUGGGGCUGAUAGCUCCUACUGCACCUGCAGGCAGCAGCUGGGGUGAGUUUAGCCAGGUAAAGCUUGUGUUUUGGAGGCCUCCUGAAGGGUCCCACCAAUACCUUGCAUCUCUGAGCGGAACUGCAGCCUGGAGAGCUUUGUCCCAUGCUCUGUCCCUGGUUACCUUGGGGAUUUAACGGUCCCCAGUACUUAAUAUCCUCUGCCUGGUGCCUUGUCAUCUGCUUGCUUUGGUACAGUGCGGCGGGCGGCACGGUGCUGUGGGCUGAAAGAAGUGGGAGAAAAUGAGGAGUGGACAGUGUAUUGGACGGACUACUCUGUCUCUCUGGAGCGUGUCAUGGAAAUGAAGCGGUUUCAGAAAAUCAACCAUUUUCCAGGCAUGAUAGAGAUCUGCCGUAAGGACUUGUUGGCUCGCAACCUUAACCGCAUGCUCAGGCUCUUCCCCAAGGAGUACAAUAUAUUUCCCCGCACUUGGUGCCUGCCAGCUGACUAUGGAGAUUUCCAGGCCUACAGACGGGCGAGGAAAACCAGAAUGUUCAUCUGCAAACCAGACAGUGGCUGCCAGGGGAGAGGUAUCUUCAUAACACGUAAUCCAGACGAGAUCAAACACGGAGAGCAUAUGAUCUGCCAGCAGUAUAUCUCUAAGCCUUUCCUGAUCGAUGGCUUUAAAUUCGACAUGCGUAUCUAUGUGCUGGUCACAUCUUGUGACCCACUGAGGAUUUUUGUCUACAAGGAGGGUCUGGCCCGGUUUGCUACCAUGAGGUACAUCGAUCCCAGCAGCAGAAACCUGGAUGAUAUCUGCAUGCAUUUGACCAACUACGCUAUCAACAAACAUAAUGAAAACUUCAUCCAGGAUGACAUGAUGGGCAGUAAGAGGAAGCUGUCCACCCUGAAUGCCUGGAUGAUGGCUAACAGCUACAACACAACAAAACUCUGGGAAGAUAUUGAAGAUAUUAUUAUAAAGACUCUUAUUUCAGCUCACCCUGUUGUGAAGCACAAUUACCAAAGCUGCUUUCCAAACCACACUACUGGCUGUGCCUGCUUUGAGAUACUGGGUUUUGAUAUUUUGCUAGACAGAAAGUUGAAGCCUUGGCUCCUAGAGGUGAACCACUCUCCCAGCUUCACCACAGACUCUCGCCUAGACCGUGAGGUGAAGGACGCUCUUCUCUGUGAUACCAUCAACCUGAUAAAUGUGCACGCCUGUAACAAAAGGAAGGUGCUGGAGGAAGACAAACAGCGGGCAAAAGAACGGCUCCUCCAGGCCCAUCAGACUCUCCGCGCAUCCAGACGCGAGGAGUUAGAGAGCAGCCAGGCUGCCUGGCUGUCUCAGGCAGAGAAGUACGAGAACUCGCACCUGGGCGGUUACCGGCGCAUUUAUCCAGCAGGUGGAACAGAGAAGUAUGAGCCAUUUUUCAAGCAGAGUGGCUCCCUCUUCCAGGAAACAGCGUCAUCCAAAGCACGAGAGGAGUGUGCCAGGCAGCAACUGGAGGAAAUUCGCCUGAAGAAAGAAAGGUUGGAAGCUGUUACCAGGAAGAAGAAAACAGAGAGGAAAGAUGACCUCCAUGGAGAGUCAGCUGGGGACAAAUCCCAGAUCCAUAAUAAAACCACAGCUCCCACAGCCCACCUCACCUAUAGAAGCACCAGGUCGUGGGACAGAAAGGUACAGUGCAUGCAGUACAACUCUAUGCAACCCCAGGAUAUUGUUGAAGAUGAGGAAAAGAAAAGAGUAAAUGCUCUUCUGCGGCGUGAGAACCUCAUCCGAGGCCUGGGCAUCGCAGAUCAGCUCUCCCAGCUGCUCCCCACAACCGAUAGACCAGCCAACACCCAGAGAUCCUGCACCAUUAUCUCCAAGAGACAGCCGCAGUUUCUCUGGGAUGCGCUCGGGGGCCAGGAGGCCCAUCGCUUAGUGACGCUCAUCCCCCGCUCGCUCCUGGGAAGCCCACUCCGGCCUUUGGCAUGGCAGCUCGUACACAGCCCCAGAGCCAAGGCCGAGCUGCCGGCCGGCCCGGGCUCGGAUCCUGCCGCCACGGGCUCCCUCUUGGUUCGAGGCCAGAGCAUCCCUUACCAUGAGCAGCGCAAGGUGCGGCAGGGCCUCCGGGCACAGGACGCGGGCUGGCUGCGUAUCCAGGCAGCAGGGACAGCAGCGCUUCCCCAGCCCUGCACCGAACCCAGGGCGCUGCAGGUGAGAGGUCACCGGCUCCCUGGUGCUGCAAACAAGGCUGAAGGCCGGGAAGAUGGCAGGCUGUCCUUCUGUGCAAACAGCUAUCACCCAGGGUCCCCAGCCAGCGUGGGGAAGGCCACAGGCGAUGCCACCUUCAGCCCUCCCGCAGUCCGGGAGCUCCCCGUCACCUCGGCCACCCACGGGCCGCACACGUGUGCCUUGCACCGUGCCAGUGCCUCGCACGCUCACGGCAUGAAAAGCACAGGGCGCGGCGGCGGCGGUGGGCGGCGCGGCUGCGGCGGGAGCUGGGCGGGGGGCGCGGCGCCCCCGAGCGCACCCUGACCUGGCAGGCGAUGGAGCAGAUGCGGUUUCUACGGCAGGAGCUGCCCGAGGAGUGGCCGCUGGAGCGCCUGGCCCAGGGCUUCGGUGUCAGCGUCGACGUGGUGCGGCGGGUGCUGCGGGGCCGGGGCUGCCCCCCGCCGCGCCGCCGCCAGCGGCAGGACGAG